GUUGUGUAUGCUUAAAUGAUCCAGUUCAUCCUGUAUCUCUGUUUAAGGAUAAGUAGUGAUGGCCUGGAUGAAUGUUGUGUAUGCCUGGAUGAUCCAGUUCAUCCUGUGUCUCUACCCUGCGGGCAUACAUUUUGCUUUCUAUGUGCUAAGGGUUUGGUGUUAACCGAUCGAAGUCAAUCACCACUUUGCUCAUUGUGCAGAAGACCUUUCUCUCCUGACUACCUGGAAUCAGCUAAGGUGUUGGACCAAGUCACUAAGGAUCUAAAUGAAACACCGCCUUUGAUCGCUCAGCAAAACUCAUGGCAGUGGUUUUAUGAGGGGAGGAAAGGAUGGUGGAGGUUUGAGGAAAGAAACUGUGAAGAAAUCGAGGAGAAUUAUGGAAAGGGGGUACAGCAGUUUGAGACAUUGAUUUGUGGAAACCUUUACACAAUAGAUUUCAUGAACAUGGAACAGUAUCAGCGUGAUUAUCCUGGGAGGAAACGGAAGAUAAAGCGUGACCUGAGAUCAACAACCUGCAAGGGCACUGCUGGACUACACAAAAGAUCAAAGAAUUAUGAUAAUUGAAAUAUCAACUGUACGCUGUGCAGUGCAUUUAAAGCUGUACAGUGUUCACUGCACAAUGCACAUUCAUCUAUUUAUAUUACGAUUUACGGGUGAAUAAUAUCGAAAAUUUAUCUAUCUGUCGUUACAGCACUUAAAACAGACUUAUCUUUAGGGUAAAUCCUGAUCAAAUUUUGAUAAGAGCUUAAUUAUUAAAGCUUAAAGACUCCUUGAAGCCUAAUUUAAAACUCAUGAAAGCCCAAUUAAAGACUAAUUAAAGCCUGAUAGAAGUAUUAUUAAAGACUGAUUAAAGUCUGUUUGAUCGAAAUCAAGCUAUUUAGCAAUUUUCAAAUCAUUCAACUAAAUUGAUAUUUCAUUAAAAAUUUCAAUAGUUGAUGUCUGAUAUAUUUUUUUACAUCGUUAUCCUUAUUUGAUUACAGUUCAUUAUUUCUUUUUUUUACUAAUUUGAUACAAUUUAUGUCAUUUAAAAAUGUGAAUAUCCAAAUUAACAUUGUGAUUAUGCAAGAAUAAUUAUUAUAUUUUCAGACAAAUCAG
Molecule: messenger RNA, 1095 nt
Organism: Eurytemora carolleeae
Lineage: Eukaryota; Metazoa; Arthropoda; Copepoda; Calanoida; Temoridae
Product: E3 ubiquitin-protein ligase rnf146
Exons: 7
Coding region: 16-564 (182 amino acids)
Biological process (GO): ubiquitin-dependent protein catabolic process; Wnt signaling pathway
Cellular component (GO): nucleus; cytoplasm
Molecular function (GO): ubiquitin protein ligase activity; zinc ion binding; poly-ADP-D-ribose binding
Source: RefSeq, a predicted model, not a curated record